Molecule: messenger RNA, 2577 nt
Organism: Arachis duranensis
Lineage: Eukaryota; Viridiplantae; Streptophyta; Magnoliopsida; Fabales; Fabaceae
Product: F-box/kelch-repeat protein At5g15710
Exons: 2
Coding region: 380-1699 (439 amino acids)
Molecular function (GO): protein binding
Source: RefSeq, a predicted model, not a curated record
UCAAAUAGUGACAAAGUAAAUCAAACACAACUAGAGAGAGAAACAGAUAGAGAGAGAGUCUAACAUGAUGAACCUAGUUUGAUUGUUCCUUACACAUGUUCAUGUCAGAAAUUCAGAAUAUAUGUUCUCUUGCAACUGUUUUCUUCAUCAUCAACAGGAACUGCAUGAUUCCCGAAUCUGAGGUUUUGGAUCUUGAUCUGGGAUAACAUUUCUGGGAUUGCUUCGGAAUUUUGAACUCUGGGGUUAGCACUGAUUUGAAAUUGAAACGGUAUCUGUAUAUAUUUUGGUCGUUGUGAUGCUGGAACAGUAAUCUGAAUCUGGAAUCUUGUUUGAUUUGGGGGUAUUGGGGUUUUUAGGGAUUUCAAGGAAUUGGAGUAAUAUGGAUUGUAUUGAGCAUUCUUCGGAAGCAGGUUCUGGUGAGUGUAGUGGUCAAUUAGUAGAAAAUGGAGGUUUUUAUGGAGAUGGGAGAUGCUAUAAGCAAGCUUCCCCUCCAAGGUGUGGUGGUGGGUCAAGGAAUACUAGUCCUAUCGGUCGUGCCGGCUCGAGGAACACUAGCCCUUCGCGGCAGAAGGUUGUUAAGACGAAACCAAGGGGUUUGGAUGAAGAAACACUUGCUACAUUUGGUAAAGCAGUGCAUGCUGAUGUUCUGAUGGAGGAUAGUAUUUGGGCAAUGCUGCCUGAGGACUUAUUGCACGAGAUCUUAGCUAGGGUUCCCCCAUUUCUGAUUUUCCGGCUUCGUUCGGUGUGUAAACGGUGGAAUUCACUGCUUCAAGACAGUAGUUUUCUGAAAUUCCAUUCAAGUGUUCCAUCCCACGGGCCUUGUCUUCUCACAUUUUGGAAGAACUCACAGAUCCCUCAAUGUUCAGUCUUUAGCUUGCCCUUAAAAGCUUGGUACCGAAUACCUUUUACAUUUUUGCCGCAGUGGGCGUUCUGGUUGGUUGGUUCUUCCGGUGGUCUCGUGUGCUUUUCAGGGCAUGAUGGGCUGACAUUUAAAACUCUGGUUUGCAAUCCCCUCACACAAGCUUGGAGAGUGUUGCCGAGCAUGCAUUACAAUCAGCAAAGGCAACUGAUAAUGGUUGUUGAUCGGAUGGAUCGAUCAUUUAAAGUUAUAGCCACAAGUGACAUAUAUGGUGACAAGUCACUGCCAACUGAAGUUUAUGAUUCGAAGGCAGACAGUUGGUCAGUUCAUCAGAUAAUGCCUGCAGUUAAUCUCUGCUCGUCGAAGAUGGCCUAUUGUGACUCCAGAUUGUACUUGGAAACCCUUUCGCCACUUGGUUUGAUGAUGUAUAGACUAGAUACAGGAUGCUGGGAACAUAUUCCAGCUAAAUUUCCACGAUCGCUGUUAGAUGGAUAUUUGGUUGCCGGUACCCAGAAGCGUCUUUUUCUUGUCGGAAGGAUCGGCCUUUAUAGUACCCUACAGAGUAUGAGAAUUUGGGAGUUGGACCAUGCCAAAAUUACAUGGGUGGAGAUCAACAGGAUGCCCCCCAAGUAUUUUCGUGCUUUGUUGAGACUAUCAGCUGAGAGAUUCGAAUGUUUUGGCCAGGACAAUUUAAUCUGCUUCACAUCUUGGAACCAAGGGAAGGGUCUUCUCUUUGAUGUCGAUAAAAAGAUCUGGUCUUGGAUCGGUGGGUGUGCUCUUCAGUCAUAUAACAAUCAAGUAUGUUUCUACAAGCCAAGGUUUGAUGCGUCGAUAUACUAAACUAAAGUCUUGUGGCAGAGGUUUACCAGAGAUCACUAUGCAUUUUUUGCCAUGACAGUCUCUCUAACUGUUGAUAGCGAUAUUCACCACAACGGAUUGAUUUGUUUAUCAGUUACAUAUCUUACAUCUAAAAGCAUGCCCUUGUCCAUAUGUGCAGCUCGUUAUAAGCUUUUUGAAUGGAAUCAAAAGUGAAAUACCUUUAUGGAGAUACUGACACAAUGUGACUAAGAUCUGGUGUUGAUGCACACAGCUGGAGGAAUGUUUAUAAAUUUCCAGACAAGGGUAUUGUUUGUAAAUUUCCAGACAAGGGUACUGAUACAUGUACGGCGAUGACUUUUGGGACACAAUUUUAUGAAGGUAUUCUCUUCGGUGAUGAUGAUUACUGCUUGAAAGUGUGGAUAUCGAAAUCAUGCUUCUUAAUCUGUUAACUGCUUCCAUGCAUGCUGGCUUACCGGUGUAAUAUAACUGUUUCGAAGCUUCUCUUGAACGGUAACAUUGUGUAACUUUCUCAUGUAAAUGAAUUAUCCUCAACUUGUUUUUUCCUUUCCCCUGAUUCAGAACAUGAUUUACUUUGUAAUUCUGGGAAAUUGAUCCUGACCAAAUUAUAGAAAUUGGUUUAACUGAGUUGUUAUUUUGUAUACUAGUUAUAUAGUAUCUGCUGUAAACAAAAAAAUGUUCAAAAGUAUAGAGAAGAUAUUCAAAUGGAAUGUGGGAGCUACUGUUUCUUGCUUCCAUUCUUUUGCAAUCUCUUCUCAGUACUCAGUAGUGUUCUGUGCCAAAUUUGAUCAAGGAGAAAGGUAUGGAAUUAUGACUCCACCAUUUGUGAAAUUGUUGAUUCAUAAGGAAGAAUAUGUGAUCUAGUUUCCCAAGUUUGAUAA